AUGUUUUCAGCGAUAACAGUAAUACCAGCGGCAAUUCAGCUGUGUGUAUUUCCACUAUGUCCUGAAUCACCGAAAUAUACUUUGAUUGUUAAAAAUCAGCCUGAACAGGCCGAAAGAGAUUUGCAGAAACUGCGCAAUAAAGACGAUGUAUCGGCAGAAAUGGAUUUGAUGCGUGAGGAGCAAGCGCAGAUGGCAGCGACAGAAAAAGUCGGAGUUUCAGACCUCUUCCAUGGCAUUUACCGUUGGCCAAUGUUCAUUGCAAUAAUGAUGAUGGUGGCGCAGCAGUUCUCUGGUAUCAACGUGGCCAUGUUCUUUUCAACCUCAAUUUUUGAGGACGCCGGACUGGGCUCCAACGCUGUCUAUGCUACUCUCGUCAUGGGACUUGCCAACGUCCUCAUGACGAUGCUCUCAGUCUAUCUGGCAUGUUUUCACGUCUUUGUGCAGGUUCUUAUCUGA
Messenger RNA from Gongylonema pulchrum, 456 nucleotides. The record is from the annotation of a GenBank genome assembly. NCBI's taxonomy places the organism in Eukaryota, Metazoa, Nematoda, Chromadorea, Rhabditida, Gongylonematidae.